Molecule: messenger RNA, 995 nt
Organism: Rubroshorea leprosula
Lineage: Eukaryota; Viridiplantae; Streptophyta; Magnoliopsida; Malvales; Dipterocarpaceae
Source: the annotation of a GenBank genome assembly
CCAUUUUUCUGAGUCAAACAAUUAAUUCAAUGAAAUAGGAUUUCAUUUUUCAUCAAUCAAUUCUUUUUCAUCAUCAAAUAACAAAACCCAUGAAAAAAAAAACAAAAUUUUUUUUCGAACCUAGCAUUGGGUUCGAAUGAACCCAACGGUGGUUGCUGGGUUCGAUGGGUUCUAAGGGGGAAGGGUCUUGUGCAGGGAUGGGCUGCGAUAGUUAUGGGGAUAUUAUCCGGCAGCGUUCCCUGGUUCACAAUGAUGAUAGUCCACAAGAAAUCUCCAAUUCUUCAGAAGAUUGACGAUACACUGGGCGUCUUCCACACCCACGCAGUGGCCGGUCUUCUCGGUGGCAUGCUCACAGGCCUCUUCGCGGAGCCCAAGCUGUGCGCUCUGUUUUUGCCCGUGACGAACUCGCGGGGAGGGGUUUACGGGGGCAGCGGAGGGAUGCAGCUGCUGAAGCAACUAGCAGGUGGCGCAUUCAUCAUCGGAUGGAACUUGGUGGUGACGUCCAUCAUCUGCGUGGUGAUCAACUUGGUGAUACCGUUGCGGAUGUCGGAGGAGCAGUUACUCAUCGGAGACGACGCCGUGCACGGCGAGGAGGCUUACGCCUUGUGGGGUGAUGGGGAGAAGUAUGAUUCCACCAAGCAUGGAUACUCGGAUGAUAACAACAAUAACAAGACAUCAACUGGAGCCACUCAGGUUGUGUAGAGGGCCGGCUGCCGGCGUAUCAAAAGUCAUCUUCUUUGUGUGCAUAAUUGAAUUUGAAAGGGAUUGUUCAUCAAAGCUUUGGUUAAUUAGUUACGUACACAUUAAUUACAAACCGUUAAUUAAUAUUGUAUUUUUAAUAAACAGAAGCAUGAUUCAUAGGAAGCCUAAAGUACUCUCCGCACCCCCAUCCGGUGUAUUUGUCAUUCAAAAAUUACUUGAAUUACAAUAUGCUGCCUUGUAAUUUUUGUAUAAUGGUGCACUUCAAUUUAAUUUAAAAAAAUUGAAAUUAUUGU